AUGCGCAAGCCUCGCUAUGCUGUCGGAACCACCACCUCCUCGUCCUUCGAGGCUGCUGCUCGCGAGUGGAAUGCCUCUUCCGAUAUCCUCAAAUUCCCCUCUAAGCGUCCCACUGGCCCUGCCAUUUCCGAAGCCACUCCAAGACAGCGUCGCAUGUAUCGUGUCGGCAAAGCAUAUGAGCCAUUGACCAGCUCUCGUAAUUUGUCCAGUCUCUCCGAUCGUCUCGCCCAAGGCCUCAUCACACCCACCAUGUCCCCAGCCCCGACCGCUCGGAAAGGCUCCAACGCUGAGAGUGAGUCUGUAGAUUCUGUCAAUGCUCCUUCCACCGUCUGGGACGAACUCGACGACCUCAAGUCUCGUAUCCGUAGUCUCGAGAUUGGCGGGAAGCCUUCACCUUCCAGUGCAAACCCGACGAAUCAGUCCUUUGAACGCCCUCGUACAGCAACAACCGCCCCAACGACUAUAUCUUCUUCGCCGAAGCAUGCUCGGAAACAAAGCAGUUUGCCCACCGAUGCCAGCGUCUCUGGUCCAUCUACAGCUAACCUGCAUCCCCUUUUACACAGUGCCCUCGGAAAGGCAAAGAACGUACUCAAUCCACAGCUCUAUCGAUCUCUCGAGGUAACAGCUUCCGACGCUCUGGCGCUUGCUGCUAUGACUGGCGGUAAUGGAACCCAAGGUACUGCCUUGACCGCUGCCUCCAUGGCCAAUGGCGCUGCUGUCUCGGAUAGAAACAUCAGGAGAAAGGCCGACAGCAUGUGCAGGAACCUUACUGAUCUCUGCAUCGCUUUGUGUGAGGGUAAGGUUGAUCUUGCUAGUCCCACUGUCAAGCCUUUUUCCCUGGGUCCAUCUCACACGCAAGCCGAAACGCCCUCGUCGCGUUACGCUCGUAGAUCGAGUAUCGGCUUGCAGGAUCUCCAACUCAGGACUGAACCGCCUAGAUCCGUGAGCCGUCUCGACAGCCGGAGGAGUAGUUUACUCGGUCUGGGAUUGGGCAACACGAUCAGCACUAGUCCACUCGAGACCAACGAUCAAUACCACGGUCAGGAAUUGUCACCCAGUCAUGAUCAGACCGAUUAUGCAGCUCGUUAUAAUCGCCCCGGCACCAGCAUGCAGAGAUACUCUCAAGCUGAGGACGAGGCUGCUCUAGAGGUGCCCUCGCGCGCUCCCUCUCGUGCCAUGACGGAAUUGGGCCACAUGAGACAAUCCUCAACACGCAGAACAGAUUACGUUAGUGGUGUACAACAUUCUCCUGGCUUGCGAGAGACCCUGGCAGCUCGACGCGCAAAUGCAGCCCCGGGAGAUGGCAGUCAAUACGGUUCAACUUCUUCCCAUUCAGAGGCAGCGAGACGUAUUUUGGAGCGCCGUGCUGCUGUGCAGCUUGAAGAGAGCCAGUACGUGCCUAAGAGGCGCCGCAUCGCAAGCCUGACACAGUAUUCACCAUUGAGCCCUCGCAUUGGAAGUGAACCUACCCGUACGAGCAGUCUUUCGAGAAGACGCAACCUCAUCGUGGAAUAA
This is a messenger RNA of Aureobasidium namibiae CBS 147.97, 1515 nucleotides long. RefSeq lists its product as uncharacterized. The transcript has a single exon. The coding region runs from base 1 to 1515 and encodes 504 amino acids. Lineage: Eukaryota; Fungi; Ascomycota; Dothideomycetes; Dothideales; Saccotheciaceae. The record is from RefSeq and is a predicted model, not a curated record.